AUGGUUGCAAGAGACACCGCUCUUAAGGCACCCAAGACGCCGGCGCAAGUCGAUAUCCCGGUUCCUAGCCAAGAAGAAGCUAUACCUUUGCGUUCAUCCGGCUCAAGCGGCGGUACCACUGCUUCAAGUGUCCCUACAUCAACUGCUCCGGUGGCAGAUCCAGCUACUUCUGGACAGUUACUGGAGGAAAAAAUGAUGGAGCGUCAUCAUAUUUUCUUGGAGACGUUCAUAGAGCAUGCGACAGCCCAGCACACCAGGUUCAUGGUUUCAAUGACCGAGCACCAUAUGACGUUCUUGCAAGCCUUCGCCACCGCUCAAGUUCAACAAGAUACCGAUCUCCAGAGCGCCGUCGCGGAACAUCAUCGCAAGAUCUUGGAGAAACAGCGUGCAUACCUUGAUUCCCAGCAGAGAGCUCUAGAAGAGUUGUUGUCGGAGCAAAGGCUCACUAGGGUUACAGUCAGGAACCUUUUAUCGGCAAAGCGCAAAAGAUCGUGCACUUUGGAAGUUGACGAACAAGCGCUCAAGAGAAUCCAAAACGACCCAUCUUACAUUGUUCGUUCUACUCAAGACAAAUAA
This is a messenger RNA of Linnemannia hyalina, 576 nucleotides long. The record is from the annotation of a GenBank genome assembly. Lineage: Eukaryota; Fungi; Mortierellomycota; Mortierellomycetes; Mortierellales; Mortierellaceae.